GGGUUCUUCAUCAAUUUGGUCAACCAGAAACGUGUAGUCCUCGUACGCACUUCGUUAGUUCUAUGUGGAGACGUAAAAGGUUGUCAAAUUCAUCUUGCUUUUUUGCGACGAUUGCGGGCAGGUCGGUACUGUACGCCUAUACAACGCCUUAAUUGCCGACUCUAAACUCUUCAUUUCUACUGAGAUUACCAGAGGGAAAAUGGUGUUUUCUCAGGCUCCGGUGAAAGUUAAACCGUCGCAAAACUUCAAGAAUAUCGUUCUAAUCUGCUCUUCUCUCUGCGUAGUGUACCUGGUUUGUACGUUUGUUCUUGUCCCCAGCACCAAUCUUCUCCACGUGUCGGUUUCUUUGCAGGAUGUGUCGUCCCCUACUUCUCUGGAACACAUUGUUUUCGGCAUUGCGUCCAGCGAGGAAUCGUGGCGGAAGAGGAAGGAGUUUGUGAAGCUAUGGUGGAGGCCUAGUGGAAUGAGGGGAUGCGUGUUUCUUGAUCGUGAUGAGGUAAAGCAUGAGGAUAACGGCACUGAUUCUCUUCCUCCGGUUUGCAUUUCCGGGGACACAUCCAGUUUCCGGUACACUUGCCGGGGUGGCAACCCAUCUGCCAUCCGCCUUGCUCGAGCGGUAUCGGAAGCGGUCUCCCUCAACCAUUCCGACGUCCGGUGGUUCGUGUUCGGGGACGACGACACCGUCUUCUUCCCGGAUAAUCUGGUGAAGACGCUGUCCAAGUAUGAUCACGGGCUCUGGUACUAUAUCGGCACCAGCUCUGAGGACGUGGUGCAGAACAGUUUCUUUUCCUUUGAAAUGGCCUUUGGUGGAGCUGGUUUCGCCAUCAGCUAUCCUCUGGCAAAAGCUCUGGCCAAAGUCUUUGAUUCUUGUCUUCACCGCUACCCUCAUCUGUAUGGAAGCGACGCCAGAGUUCAUGCCUGUUUAUCGGAGCUCGGCGUUUCAUUAACACACGAGCCCGGUUUUCACCAGAUGGAUAUUCGAGGGGAUGUGUUUGGAUUGUUGGCGGCACAUCCGCUCAGACCUCUGGUUUCUCUGCAUCACAUGGAGGUUUACGAUCCGAUCUUCCCCAACAUGACGACGACCAAGGCUCUGGAGCAUUUGUACAAAGCCGCCAGCAUUGAUCCCCACCGGAUUUUGCAGCAAACGGUGUGUUAUGAUCGGUGGUUUUCCUGGACCAUUUCGGUUUCUUGGGGCUAUGCAGUGCAAAUACAUGGAAGCCAUCUGCUUUUGCCAGAUGCACUGCGAGCGCAGGAGAGUUACUCGCCAUGGAGAAAGAACAAGAAGGACGUACCUUAUGGCUUCGAUUCCCGGGGUUAUCACCCUGAUCCUUGCCGCCGGCAGACGGUUUUCUACAUGGAUAGAGUGUCUUCUUCCCACAGAGAUGGAAUCACCAGCGUUUACAGGAAAAUGACAACAGAAAAUUGCACCUUUGACAAGGCUUCUCCCAGAAACCUUGAUGAAAUCAGAGUUUCUACCCAGAAGUUAGACCUCGACAGUAAAGAGUUACUAGCACCGCGGAGGCAUUGUUGCGAUGUGCUGUCUUCUUCAGCAGAUAAAGCUCUGGAAAUCGGAAUUAGAGAGUGCAAAGAAGAAGAACUAGUUUACAUGCAUUAAUCCUAUACUCACCCCUAUCAAUCACCAUAACUAAAGACGAUCAACGAUUGCUCUAUCUGAUUGACUGCGGCAACAAUGCCAGGUAAAAACAAUGUAUUAGCCAAACUACCUUACUUGCUAUGGAUACAUUUUUUCUAGUUAAAGGAAGCUUUGUAAUUAGCAUCAGAAAAAAAAAAAAAAAAAUUCAAACAAAUAAAAUUGUAGCGUGUUUAUAUACUGAAAAGUGUUGGAGUUAUUGCCUCAGUCAAUCAGAUAAGAGUAGAUGGCCUUUGGCCUGCAAGCAAUUAUUGCAUUCAUA
Ipomoea nil (Japanese morning glory) is the source of this 1913-nucleotide messenger RNA. RefSeq lists its product as uncharacterized. Gene Ontology annotation, molecular function: acetylglucosaminyltransferase activity. The record is from RefSeq and is a predicted model, not a curated record. NCBI's taxonomy places the organism in Eukaryota, Viridiplantae, Streptophyta, Magnoliopsida, Solanales, Convolvulaceae. The transcript has 3 exons. The coding region runs from base 200 to 1615 and encodes 471 amino acids.